Molecule: messenger RNA, 4944 nt
Organism: Monopterus albus (swamp eel)
Lineage: Eukaryota; Metazoa; Chordata; Actinopteri; Synbranchiformes; Synbranchidae
Product: carboxy-terminal domain RNA polymerase II polypeptide A small phosphatase 1-like
Exons: 7
Coding region: 755-1543 (262 amino acids)
Molecular function (GO): RNA polymerase II CTD heptapeptide repeat phosphatase activity
Source: RefSeq, a predicted model, not a curated record
GCGGUUAUUACUCUAUGUCUAUGACUACGCUGAUAUAGAACUACAUAUAUAUAAACCUGCCUGGCACCAAGUGGCAUACACGAUGUAAACGGUGUCAUGUUGAAGCUCAGUGGUCCUUUUUUAAUAUCCUGUAUUAUAGGAAGAAUACGGUUUGCUGAAGUUAGGGAGUUUGCUUUGCUAUCUUUAGCCUGGAUUAAACAGUAAAAAGCUGUCCGCAGAUUGUGUAGAGCAAAAACACACAACGUUAGCAGUGUCAGUGCGGUCGCAUUUUUCUGCUAGCAAUAUCUAACAACUGAUUUGAGUGCAGUAAGUCCGCGUUAGCAAGCCCGCUAUUGUGGCUAAGUUUUGAGUAACUUUGUUUCAGGCUACUUCAAGGGACCAUCGUCAAACUUGUAGAAACCAGCAGAGGGAGUGUUGUACAUGGUCAUACUCUCACGGCGCCACUUUAAGUGAAAGGGGGAGCCUUGAAACCUCCAUGUUUGUAUCUUGAAAUUGCGAGCAGAGUUGAGCACCAUAUUGAAUCAAAGUUGCCAACUCCUUGACAAAUGUUUUAUAACUUUCGUGCUUGUUGAUCUGAGCGGACAAUAACAUCCUAAGUGUAAUGGACGCGCUGUAGGCGGCUUGUUGCGAUGUUCCUCGGAGCGCUUCAGCUUUGUUUGCCUACUCGCUAAGUUGGUUUAAUGCAGCACCGAGUCGGCGAACAAUCUCUAACUUUAAAGUGUGAGGUCAGCACUCUGGACCAGACCUGGAUGUGAUGGACCACCCGUCCUCGGUAAUCACCCAAGUCAGCCGGGAUGAAGAGGGAAAUAAAGCUACAGGAGACAGGGGUUCUUCUCCCUCUCUUUCCUCCAAGAAGCCCAGGAGUGGAGGUCUCUUCUCUGGCUUUUUCUGCUGCCUAUGUCGGGACCAGCCUGAACCACCACCGGUCAACAACAAUGCCCCUCUGCUGGUCGAAGAGAACGGAACAGUCUCCAAGGUCCAGGUGAAGCCACUGCUGCCUCCAGCAAAGUCAAAAGACUCAGGAAAGAUCUGUGUGGUUAUAGAUCUGGAUGAGACAUUAGUUCACAGUUCUUUUAAGCCUGUGAACAAUGCAGAUUUCAUCAUUCCCGUGGAAAUAGAUGGAACAGUACACCAGGUGUAUGUCCUGAAGCGGCCCCAUGUCGACGAGUUCCUGAAGAGGAUGGGAGAACUAUUUGAGUGUGUCCUGUUCACUGCCAGUUUAGCCAAGUAUGCAGACCCAGUUUCGGACCUCUUGGACAAGUGGGGCGCUUUUCGCUGUCGCCUCUUCCGGGAGUCCUGCGUCUUCCACCGAGGAAAUUACGUCAAGGACCUGAGCCGCCUGGGUCGUGACCUCAACAAGGUCAUCAUUGUGGACAACUCCCCAGCCUCCUACAUCUUCCACCCCGACAAUGCAGUGCCCGUGGCCUCCUGGUUUGAUGAUAUGUCUGACACUGAGCUGCUGGACCUCAUCCCGUUUUUCGAGAGACUAAGCAAAGUGGACAACGUCUACACAGUCCUCGAGCACCAAGGGACCCCGAGCUAACAGUGUUUGACUUUUCAUCUCAGCUCUGAACAAAACACCAUACAAAACGGAAACACACACACACACACACACCAGCAAGGCUCCGGCACCAGCUUCAGCUAUCACUGCCCACCGGAGCGCAGACAGCUCUACAGCUAACAGACCCUUCACCUUCCCAGGAUCAAACCAACAUCAUGUCUGAGAGUCUUCAGUUACUUUGAAGGCGUCAUCACUGCCACCUUCUGGUCAAACAGAAGCUUGCCUGAACAUUGCCUUGCAGCUUUCCUCACUGAACCAACUGAUAAUGAGAGGACAAAUGAACGCUUAACAUUUCUGCAGUGUCACUGACAUAAUGAGGUUGGAGGUCAGCAGCCACAAAUCACCUGGACGCAGAUGGGGUACCGGACAUAGACUUCUCAUGGAUUCAGCAGUCUGAGGCUGCAAACCGAUGCGGGAUUUGUUAAGCGGGACUCAUGUAGAAAAGAAUUUUUGGAAAGGUUUACGUGCAGAUAAACCCGAUCAGCCUUGUCAGUGAAAAAACAGAUGGUGUAUAUGUACUGUAGAUACCUUUUAAAUAAUUUGGAGUAGCAUUAUCUUUGUCACACACCCUAAAUUCUUCAAUUAUCACACUAUUCAUCUGCAGGCAAAAGCAUGUGAUGCUCGGGUGUCAUUUUAGAGUUUUUAAAACAAUUUAAUCAGGUAUUUUAGAAUAUUAAUGUCAGUGUUAUGGGUGAAAGUGAUUUAAAAAGGUAGCUUCUUUAAAACCCAGUUGGAGCUGUAAUGUCAAGUGUAACCAGAAGUUGUUAAAUUAAUUAAUGACAAAUCAAUUGGACAGCACUUUACAAGUAUAGUCUAAAGUACAGCCUUCCUUGUUACUGCAGGCUAGAAGUUAAUUUUAGCACAAUUUAUUUACUAAACUCAACCUAAAAAUAUAGCAAUAUAUAAUAAAUGGGGGUCAUGAUAUGGGAUUUUUGGUAUUUACUUCUAGUAUCAAAUCAAACAGGUGGAAAAAAAAUCUGUUCUCUCUUGUUAUAGCAGGAAGAAACACAAAUUUUUGAUCCCUGGGAACAUAACCUUUUUUUCCAUGUUUAUUUUUUUCCAAGUGAAAAUAGUUGUAUAUCUUAAACAAUGAGCUCAGUUAAACAUGCUAAAUUGUUACCAAAUGUCAGCACUAAAACAGAUAAUUACUGCAGUAUUUUUCCCAAAAGCCUGACACUAAUUAGAAUAUCACACCAUCUGCAUGACAGACAGCUGCUGUGCUUAUUAGAUGUGGCUUUCCAAAGGCGGUUUAAAGAUCGCUGGACACCCACAAUGCAAUAUAUGUGUAAGUGUGUGUCAACAGAUGUUGUAACCGGUUGAUGUUAGAUAUAAGAGGACUGGUGCUGAUUCCUAAAACCACCUGGAAAUCUGUUAUUGUUAUUUGUGUUGUGUCAGAACCGCCUCCACUGACGUGUGGUCGGUUUUGUUACUUGUUUUAAAGCCGCCCACAAAACUUGAACUCUUCACUGCAUUUACAGACAGUUUUUGAACAGCUAAAGAAAGUCGAAAAAUGUUAGUUUGCUUGUCAGUUUUGCUUAUAUAAGCUUUGAACAAGAUUUUUUUUUUUUUUUUUUUUUUACCUAAGCGGUACACAUAGGCUGGAAACAACUUCAGGGUUUUGUAAUAAAAUAUGUAUCGAGGGGGGGACUGGUAUGAGGACCGAAGGCCUGGUGAACAGGCACACCUUUGAAAGCAACAAGUGGUUUAAUGCAGUCCAGAAACAAAGGAGAAAUCCACUCUGAAACACUUCAACACAGUUAACAGACAACAGUUGGUAAUAUAUACAUAUGUGUGUGUGUGUGUGUAUAUAUGUAUGUAUAUAUGCACACACACACACACACACACACACAUACAUCUUGCAACUCUGGGCCAUUUCUGCUAUUUGGCUGAGUCAGUCUGUUGGGUAGACAUGUAAUGUUAAGAUAAUUGCAGUGCAGCUAAGACACUUUAAAAGCAUGAUCAUUUAUGUCAGGUUGUGUUUUCUUAUGUGUAGUUGCAAUUUUACACAGGCAUUUAUUUUAAACAUCAUAUUUGGAACAUAAAUAAUAGAAAGUGCACAUUAUUCAUUACAGGCUUCCAAAAGUGUAGUCUGGGAAAUGUAGGAAAUCAUUAUGAGAAGUAGAAGUUUAACAAAAAAACGAUGGUGUGUUGCAGUGUGAAAAUACUUGUGUGGAAUUUUCCUUUAAAAAUUAGAACAGAUGUGGAGUGCAUUGCGUCUGUACUGCUUCUUAUUUCUCUUCUGUACAGUAUAAGAGGUGAUCAGAUGGUUGGUUUGACGGAGCAGCCUGGCCUCCAGUAGGUCUUUUAGGUCUCUCGCUGUCUCCCUCAUUUGCAUUGACAAUACCAUGCGUUGACACUGAUGAAUGAAAUGGUGGAUUUGACUAAGAGCCUCGAUAGCAUGUUUGUAAUGUGACUACUUAGAUGGAAAGGGGAUGACAAUUAAAUCCACCAUAUUAAGAACUAUAACAUUUUUCUAUAUUUAACAAAUCUUUGUCAAUCAAAUUAGCGUGUUUUUUUUUCUAAAUAAGAACUGAUUUUAAUUCAUUGUCACCCAGAAGUGGUCCUCUGAUAGAAUAUGUUUAGUUUGUAUUCGUUUCAAACAUUGUUCUUGUUUUCAUGCAAGACCUGGUCUGUUACCUCAUUAAUUGGUAAUCUAUGAAUCAGAAACCCCAGCAAAUAAGUAAAAGGAUAGUAAUUGCUGUUGUAGUUGCAUAACAGGGUAAUUAGUUUUGUAAGUGUGUUUUGUUUAAGUCAACAAUAACAUUUCUCAAUUAGAUUAAGGUCUGGAUUUGGCAAAGUGAAGUAUUUAUAGGAACACUGAGUAGUACCCAUAAAACAAGCGUGUCACUAUGGGGCCCAUUCGCUGAUACUGUACUUCUUACACAUUCAGUAGAUAUGUAUAUUUUGUUUUGCACAGUAAUAAAAGCAAACAAAUUUUAAUAUAUGGAAGAUUCUUGUUACUGUAUUAUUGAUUGAAUAGAUGAAUUCUAAUUUGUGACCUUUGUUGUACUAUCAUACCAAAAUAUAUAUACACAGACUGUCUGUAAUAAUGCCGUUUGUUCCAUAAAAGCUAAAUGAAAGCGCUGUUUGUGUUGAGUAGUUCCUCCUUUCAAAAGCAAAACAAACAAGUCUUUGGGCAUGGGAAUUUGAUUUUGAUGUGGUGUUUUGUGAGAAUUUUGGAUAGGUUUAACAAUUUGGACACUGAACAGUUAUUAAAAUAAACAUUAAGAACAGUAGUCACUUCAAACCUGUGUUCACUUGUGUAACCGGGAACAACAUUGCCAGCUCUUUGCUGAUGAUGGUUCAUCUUGGACAGAUUUAAUGUUGUCUUUGAGACUUUUAUCUUUCAUGAAGUGUUUUCAUUUAUUCAUCAUGUGUUUUCU